GUUAUCAUUCUCUUUCACCAACCACCAACCAACCACACCACCCUUGUUAAACCGAAUUGCUACGGGCCGCUCACGCCAAGAGUGCAUUCAUCGAGCCAGCAGAGUCUACGCGGAUGCUACCUGCGUGACGGCCUAGUAAGUCACUAAGUGUCGGUGCGGUGACAGGCUCUGAGCCGUACUACAUACUACCAGUGUGACCUAGUAGCAUGGCUGUCAGUGGCAACUUCGAAGAACCGUAUGCAUAUGCUCUCUGUGUUAGGUACUGCAGGUGCCAAUUGACGACGAGCAUAUUCAUCAGGUAUAGUAUGUUCCUCUGUGUGGAAUGAGAUGGUCAGGAGCUUAUCGAACGCUCUAUGCACCACCCGUCGCAUUAUCGACCGGAACAUUACGCUGUUCCCCUCGCACUGACGUCUGUCUUCAGUCCUAGGCAUCCGUGGUCCCUGGCGUGCCGCCGCAUGCGAGGAUGGCGGCAGCGAGUUGCAGCGAGACAGUGCUCCCGCCGCCCCUGUCUGCGUCGGGUAGAGCGGGGAGGCCUGCUCAUGGCGUGGUGUCCAGCAUUCAUCGUGACGAGCACUCCACGUCCCGAUCGAGCGGAGAGAGCUUUAUUGCUCACCUCGUCGUCCCCGGCUGACACUGUCAGCCGCCCUCGAUCGCACUUUUCUCCCUCGCCCCUUACGAAACUCUACGAACAUCACGACCGACACGAAGUCAGCAAGCAUGAACAGAACAACAUUCACUGUAGGACUUUCGCGAAUUGGCUUGAUGAUCUCAAGGCAGCGUGCCUGGAGUUCAUCGGGACAACCACCUUCCUUCUCCUCGCCUUCGGCGGCAUCCAAGCGGCCAACGAAGAGACAGUGUCGAGUUCCGGAGCAGGGACGUCCGAUGUCCAACAUGUCAUGUAUAUCUCCCUCUCGAUGGGCUUCAGCCUCCUCGUCUCUGUCUGGAUCUUCUACCGCGCCAGUGGAGGAGUGUUCAACCCGAACAUCAGCUUGGCGCUCCUCCUGACUGGCGUUAUUGGUCCGUGCCGCUUCGUGCUGUAUUGCAUAGCACAACUACUGGGCGGCAUCGUCGCUGCUGCACUUGUCCUUGCGUUGACUCCUGGAACACUUCAAUCAGUCACGUUCCUUGCGCCCGGUAUCAACCCAGCGCAAGGUGUAUUCAUCGAGAUGUUCAUCACCACCGCUCUCGUGCUCGCGGUGCUCAUGUUGGCGGCGGAGAAACACAGCGUCACACCGUUUGCGCCGAAAUUUUUCUCUCGCUUCUGCGACGCUCGUCUGACGUAUCAAGGUGGGCGGUACUAUACAGGAGCUGGUAUGAAUGUGGCUCGUGCCUUUGGCCCUGCGGUCGUCACAGGCUUUCCUUACGGGACACAUUGGGUUUACUGGGUGGGCGACGGUCUUGGUUCACUCCUCGGCGCAGCCCUCUUCAUCAUCCUCAAGCAGAACCGUUACUGGCGCCUGACUCCGGGGCAAGACACGACUGACCACACCCUGUCGCCCGUCGUGCCGCUACAGGACGGAGUUCCCAUUGGCCGCCGUUCGGGCUCUCGCUCCUCCAGGCGGUCGGGAUCGUCGCGCCCAGGCAAUGCUGCCGAUGAUACCUCGCGGCGUGAGAAGGACGCUAUUGCGCGCGCGAAUGGUGACGCCAGUGCCGCGAAUAUUACCUCGCAUGGCCGGACGCGCGUCAAUGACAGCCCGGUAUGAGGGCGCUGUCUAUCAUCUGGAUAUCUGUAAUUGGGAACGAACCACGGACUGUCUACUUCGACCGCCGUCAUAUGAAUGAAGCAGAUCUUCCGGGCUACGAAUCAGGUGCCAACGGGGCAUGCAAAGUACUAUACAUUAUACUCAUGGAACGGUGCCCGCUGGCCUGUGACAACAUCUAUUUUCUGGCAUUCAUCACAAUGUAUCACUAGCACCUUUCCUACAUUAUAUCUGUAUGGCUACCAAGUUUGUCAAUGGAAACCAAAUGGAAACUC
This is a messenger RNA of Fomitopsis serialis, 1975 nucleotides long. Its product is annotated as aquaporin-like protein. Gene Ontology annotation, molecular function: water channel activity. Gene Ontology annotation, cellular component: plasma membrane. The coding region runs from base 354 to 1703 and encodes 449 amino acids. Gene Ontology annotation, biological process: transmembrane transport. Lineage: Eukaryota; Fungi; Basidiomycota; Agaricomycetes; Polyporales; Fomitopsidaceae. The transcript is spliced from 6 exons. The record is from RefSeq and is a predicted model, not a curated record.